Messenger RNA from Anguilla anguilla (European eel), 4065 nucleotides. It is a transcript of the gene klhl20, whose product is annotated as kelch-like family member 20. Bases 218 to 2047 code for a protein of 609 amino acids. NCBI's taxonomy places the organism in Eukaryota, Metazoa, Chordata, Actinopteri, Anguilliformes, Anguillidae. The record is from RefSeq and is a predicted model, not a curated record. Gene Ontology annotation, molecular function: protein binding. The transcript has 12 exons.
GUGGAACCAUAAGUAGUAACUGGAUGUGUGGUAGGGGGACUUUUCGCGUGCACGUUUCCUGUUUAUAGGAAUUUUCAAUAUGUGGUGGUUUUAGCACUUCUUUGUGCUUAAUAUUUCGUCGAAGCGUCAGAAAAUAAAAAUAAGCUUCGUUUUUACUCGUAUAGAUGGAAAUAUAAGUCUAACUGGGAGGUGCGACUGCAGGUUGUAUUUUCUGUGCAUGGACGCAAAACUAAUGCGCAGGGGUACCAGUGCUCGCCCAGACACCACCGGAAUGGACAUCACCAGUCGUUGCACCCUGGGUGACCCCAACAAGCUCCCGGAGGGCGUUCCCCAGCCGGCGCGGAUGCCCUACGUGUCGGACAAGCACCCCCGGCAGACCCUGGAGGUGAUCAACCUGCUGCGCAAGCACCGGGAGCUCUGCGACGUGGUGCUGGUGGUGGGAGCCAAGAAGAUCUACGCCCACCGGGUGAUCCUGUCGGCCUGCAGCCCCUACUUCCGCGCCAUGUUCACGGGCGAGCUGGCCGAGAGCCGGCAGACGGAGGUGGUGAUCCGCGACAUCGACGAGCGGGCCAUGGAGCUGCUCAUCGACUUCGCCUACACGUCGCAGGUGACGGUGGAGGAGGGCAACGUGCAGACCCUGCUGCCCGCCGCCUGCCUGCUGCAGCUGGCCGAGAUCCAGGAGGCGUGCUGCGAGUUCCUCAAGCGCCAGCUGGACCCCUCCAACUGCCUGGGCAUCCGCGCCUUCGCCGACACGCACUCCUGCCGGGAGCUGCUGCGCAUCGCCGACAAGUUCACCCAGCACAACUUCCAGGAGGUGAUGGAGAGCGAGGAGUUUAUGCUGCUGCCGGCCAAUCAGCUGAUCGAUAUCAUCUCCAGUGACGAAUUGAACGUACGCAGUGAAGAGCAGGUGUUCAACGCUGUCAUGGCCUGGGUCAAAUACAGCAUACAGGAACGCCGGCCACAGCUGCCGCAGGUACUUCAGCACGUCCGCCUGCCUCUUCUAAGCCCCAAGUUCCUGGUGGGGACUGUGGGGUCUGACCCCCUCAUCAAGAGCGAUGAGGAGUGCAGAGACCUAGUCGAUGAAGCCAAGAACUACCUCCUCUUGCCACAAGAGCGCCCCCUAAUGCAAGGACCACGCACUCGUCCCCGCAAGCCAAUCCGAUGCGGAGAGGUCCUGUUUGCAGUUGGAGGGUGGUGCAGCGGUGACGCCAUCUCCAGCGUGGAGCGCUACGACCCCCAGACCAACGAGUGGCGCAUGGUGGCCUCCAUGAGCAAGAGGCGCUGCGGCGUGGGCGUGAGCGUCCUGGACGACCUCCUGUACGCCGUGGGGGGUCACGACGGCUCCUCGUACCUCAACAGCGUGGAGAGGUACGACCCCAAAACCAACCAGUGGAGCAGCGAUGUGGCCCCCACCAGCACCUGCAGGACUAGUGUUGGGGUGGCGGUGCUGGGAGGGUAUCUGUAUGCGGUCGGAGGCCAGGAUGGAGUCUCCUGCCUCAACAUUGUGGAAAGAUACGACCCCAAGGAGAACAAGUGGACCCGAGUGGCGUCCAUGAGCACCCGGCGGCUGGGCGUGGCCGUAGCUGUGCUGGGGGGGUUUCUCUAUGCAGUGGGGGGCUCGGACGGAACCUCCCCCCUCAACACAGUGGAGAGGUACAACCCCCAGGAGAACCGCUGGCACACGGUGGCGCCGAUGGGCACGCGACGGAAGCACCUGGGCUGCGCCGUGUACCAGGACAUGAUCUACUCCGUGGGCGGCCGCGACGACACCACCGAGCUGAGCAGCGCCGAGCGCUAUAACCCCAGGACCAACCAGUGGUCCCCCGUGGUCGCCAUGACGUCUCGGCGGAGCGGGGUUGGUUUAGCUGUGGUAAAUGGACAGUUAAUGGCUGUGGGAGGCUUUGAUGGAACAACGUACCUGAAAACUAUUGAGGUCUACGAUCCCGAUGCAAAUACAUGGAGGCUGUAUGGCGGUAUGAACUAUCGGAGGCUGGGAGGAGGUGUCGGAGUUAUCAAAAUGACGCACUGUGAAUCGCAUAUAUGGUAACCAUGGUAACUCCCCAGGUGCCUCCCUGUAGCCUGUGCUUCCUCCAAAGACAUUUGUGCAUCAUGCAAGAAUGAACUUAUACUCCAACCAUCAGCAACCAUCCAGCCAGCAGUCUGAGAAGAAUGUGAGGAUCCUCCCUGAGAGAGGUCAGAGGUUAACAUGCAGGCAGUUUCUCAUCACCUUCUGCUCGCUUUGGGACCUUGGGACCUGUAGUUCUUCUCAUCAUUGCUCUGCCUGUACUAAAUGGAUGGUCUGACACUUUGAUCUCCAUGGCUGGAUGCUGCAGCUGUUAUGCAUUCACUCAGUGCUGCGUUUCUGCAUGGCUGCAGUGACUCGCAGGAACGCAGCACAAUGUCUUGCUUUUCCGAUUCCGGCACUGUGCCCAACAGGAAAGUUCUCUGGGAAGGAAGACACUCAAUGUUACUGGACAUAUAAAGAGCACAUUGGGUUCCAUGACGGUCACUUAGACUCUUAGGAGAUGGAUCAUUAGUUACUCAUGGUUGGAUUCCGUUAAUUUGUAUUCCUUAUGCCAUUUAUAGUUUGUAUACAGAGCAGUCCAGGAAGACAUUUCACCAAUUGGCCAUACAUGUGGCCUGCUGUAACAUUGGUAUAUGGGCAGUGAUAAUGAUAUAAUAUAGGCUGUGGCAACAUUAGCAUUUGGGCCUGGGUAACAUUGGCCUGUGGGCAGUGGUAAUGUUAUCAUAUAGGCUAUAGGCUGUGGCAACAUUAGCAUUAGAGCCUGUGUAACAUUGGCCUGUGGGCAGUGGUAAUGUUAUCAUAUAGGCUGUGGCUACAUUAGCAUUUGGGCCUGGGUAACAUUGGCCUGUGGGCAGUGGUAAUGUUGUCAUAUAGGCUAUAGGCUGUAGCAACAUUAGUAUUUGAGCCUCUGUAACACUGGCCUGUUGGCAGUGGUAAUGUUGGCCUAUGAGUAUCAGAAACAUUGGUCUAUGGACAGUGGUAAUGUGGACAUCUUGGUACUGUAGAGCUCUUGAGGUCUUGGAUGCAUCGCUCCCUGAAUGGGAGUGCUAAAUGGGCAAACUAAGCCUGGAGGAAAGCCUUUGAUCAUAUUUUACUGCUCUCGGUUCACUUUGAAAAGGUUAAGGUGUGUUUAACUUAUUUUUUUAAAUUUCAUACUAUCAUUUUUGAAGAAUAGGUGCACUUUAUUGCCAAUUUGGAAAUGAAAGUACAAGGCAAUAGCAAUUUGCGUUCAGUGAGUCUUCGGCCUGGUACUUCUGACGGCAAUGAGAAUAUUAAAUGUAUUCAUUGUAUAUUUUGGAUACGUGUCAAUCAUGGACAUGAUGCAUCGUGACCGUAAUUACUACUUUCAAUUUAAACAUUGCCAUUUUGAAUAACUAGUAAUGUAUCCAUUCUUCAAACUCCUAAUGCAAAAAUUAGUGGACGGGUUAUUUUGUGGACUUCAUAUGCAUUUGAAUGUCCAUUUAAUUAGAAAAUGUACUGCCAGCUUUUAUUGGAUUGGCUCUAAUUGGCAUUACAUCCACAGAUGUUACUUCAAGUGUUGGCUGUAUCAUGAAGAUGUAAUCCCACGAUUCUGCAAAUGUGAGCUUAUUUCUAUUAAAUCUAACCAUUAUUUAGUCCUUUAUUGUACGAUGACUGGAACUGGGAACGAGUUAGUUUGAUUCAAAAGGUUUUUAGGUGAAAUCAAUUGGCUUGGAAUCUCCUAGCUGGUUUUAAGGAAUCUCUGUGCAGUUUAUUGCUGGGGAAGUUGUAUUUUGCGGUUUUGUUGGCCAAUGGAGCAAUAUUUGCACCUUUUAUUCCUGGAUAUUUGUCAAACCAAACAAUGCAUUUCAAUCUGCUUUCGACACAGACCAGUCAAAGCUGGUUGGCUGAAAUAUUUUUUCCAAGCGUGCAAAGUCAGAGGGAAAUGGGCUAUAAGAGACUAAUCUGUUGGCUAUUCCAGUGUGCAUGAAAGCCUGGGAAUCCAGGAAUCAUUUCACCCACUUCAACACCAGAGCAAUGUCUGCACUCUAACCUAUGCAGUCAAUAAACUGUUUUCAGUA